CAUGUUUAAUUUUCUAGAGAGGAACAAAAACACACGCGGAGACUGAAUGGAACAGCAUUCAGAGAGUUGACGAAGUCUCUGGUAUACAACAUACUUGUAUUAGCGACAGUCUUAUUUCUCCUUCAAGUGGUCUUGUUAGCAAUAAGAGAGGAUUGGACUCGAUUGGACUUGCUGUAUAUGGGUCUGGAAAGUCAAAAUUGCCAUCUUUCUCCAGUAGACGUGGUAGAGAAAGCAUGGGAGAAGAUAUCUUGUCUCCCAGUUGUGGUGAUGAUGAUGAUUUGUUCUGCGGGAAGUUUUUCAAGGAUAAAAAGGAAAUGAGCACAAAGUUGAGGUUGCAUGCAGUUAGUAAAAGCUUUGAGUUCCACACAGAAUAUUCAGACAAAACACGUUAUGUUCUUAGUUGUGUGGAUGAAAGAUGCAGUUGGAGUUUUCGUGCAAAAUCAGUUAAAGGAUCUCAGAGUUUUUUUGUUCGUCAUUAUGUAUCUAAACAUACUUGUGACACUUCUCUGAGAACUGUUAGUCAUCGGCAAGCUACUGCAAAAUUGUUGGGAACUAUGGUCAGCAAUCAUUAUGAAGGAGGAAAGAUUGGGCUGAAACCUAAACAGAUCAUGGAAAAAGCUAGAAAUGAUCAUGGUGUUGUGAUUACAUAUUCAAAGGCUUGGAGGUCUCAAGAGCACGGCCAAGAUAUAGCUAGGGGUACUCCUGAUGACAGUUAUGAAGCUUUGCCCAGUUGGUUUCACAUGAUAAAAGAAAAGAAUCCAGGUUCUGUGACUUUUAUCGAAGUUGAUGCUGUUGGGAAAUUCAAAUACGCAUUUUUGUCGCUUGGUCCAUCUAUCAGAGGGUUUAAGUUGAUGAGGAAGGUACUUUCUGUUGAUGGUGCCCAUCUGAAAUCAAAGUAUAAAGGGACUCUACUUGCUGCCACAGCACAAGAUGGUAAUUUUCACUUGUAUCCUAUAGCUUUUGCUAUAGUUGAUUCUGAGAAUGAAGCCUCAUGGAGUUGGUUUAUGAAAUGUCUGAAAACCAUCAUUCCUGAUGAAGAGGAUUUGGUUUUUGUCUCUGAUCGUGCGGCCUCUAUUGAAAAAGCUCUUUUACAACAUUAUCCUGUUGCUCACCAUGGAAUCUGCAUCUUUCACUUUCAAAAGAAUGUCCAGGACAAUUUCAAAAGUUCAACACUUGUCCCUUUGGUUGUUGAAGCUGGUUAUGCCUACACCAAAGCUGAUUUCGAUUGCUAUUUUCAAGAGAUUGAGGAGUCCGACAUUGUAUUAGCAGAUUAUCUUCGUAAAGCAGACUUCAGGAAGUGGACCCGAGCUUAUUCUCCUGCUAAUCGCUUCAACAUCAUGACGUCAAACUUGGCCGAAUCUAUAAAUUCUUUGCUGAAAGUGAGUCGUGAGUAUCCAAUUGUCUGUCUUUUUGACACUAUUAGGAUGAUAAUGACUAAGUGGUUCACUGAACGACGUGAGGAAGGAGUUCGUCACAUGCACCCUGUCACUGUCGAAGUGGGGAACAAGAUGAAGGAGCUAUAUGAUUUUACGUCUCGCUUCCUUGAAGUUUCCAAAAUCAAUGAUUCAGAGUUUGAGGUUAAGGGAGAUACAAGAGAUCAAGUGGUGAAUUUUCAAACAAGGCAUUGUUCAUGUUUUGUGUUUGAUAUUGAGAAGUUUCCUUGUGCUCAUGCAAUUGCCGCUGCAAAAUCUGGGAAUAAGCACGAAAAUGAUUAUGUCGAUGAGUUUUUCUCCAAUGAAAGGUUUACACUAGCAUAUUCAGAGAGUGUAUAUCCUGUUGGUGAUAAAACAUAUUGGGAUAUUCCUCCCCAUGUAGCUUCGUUUGUUUGUCGCCCUCCAUCUACACGCUUUCCUAGUGGGAGGAGGAAAAAAAAGAGGAUACCAAGUUCGUGGGAGUAUGGAAAAUAUCGGCCCAUAUCUAAACCAUCACCCAAGGCUUACAAAUGCAGCAGAUGUGGACAGAAAGGACACAACAAAGGUAGUUGUGUAAGGCCUAUUUGAUAACAGAGUAGUAUAAAAACUUGUGUGCAAUUGAUUAUUUUAUAUGAUGUUAUAAGAGAGAAUUGGAAUCGAAUAGAUUUUGGGGAACCUUUUACUAUUACAUUUUAUCGUUUUAUAAUGAUUUAUAAAGUUUACAGGUGUCUAAUAGAAGUUAUGUUCCUUUUAUUUUUACAUCUAUCAUUUUAUAAUGCUUUAUAAAUUUUGCAGGUGUCUAAUAGAAGUUAUGUUAUUUAUUAUACGAAAUGUGUGGUUACAUAAACUACCCUUUAUAAAUCAUUAGGAUUCAGAUUAAUUGUAGAAAUUAUAUGUUCGUUUGAUAUCUUAGCUUACUUGCAUGAACAUAAAUAAAAUAUGUUUCCUUAGCAAAGGUUUAAGGUACAAACCAAAAUAUAUUUUCCUCAUCAUGAAGGAUUAAGGGACAAGCCAAAAGAUGUUCCUCAUUGAAGACAUCAUCAAAAGAUAACACACUAAAACUGAAAAAGUUCCAUAGAUAUUUGUUAAAAGUACUAAAAAACUGAAAGAGCUUCAUUUCUUCAAAUUCGCGAUGCUUCUAAUCGGCAUUUUUAAGAUCUUCCAAAACACUUCCUAUCACAUCAUCAGCUGAAUCUUUCUCAAAUUGUUUCUUUUGUUUUUUCGAUUUGGGGGUGCCAACAUUGUGUUCCUUUAUAAGCAUAACAAUUAAGAAAAUCAGAAAUGAUAAUUGGAUGUAGUCAAUGAAAUUUGAAAGAAUAUUUUAUAAACCAUUAUACAUAGA
This is a messenger RNA of Brassica rapa (field mustard), 2754 nucleotides long. RefSeq lists its product as uncharacterized. Gene Ontology annotation, molecular function: nucleic acid binding; zinc ion binding. The record is from RefSeq and is a predicted model, not a curated record. NCBI's taxonomy places the organism in Eukaryota, Viridiplantae, Streptophyta, Magnoliopsida, Brassicales, Brassicaceae.